Messenger RNA from Clupea harengus (Atlantic herring), 2396 nucleotides. RefSeq names its product lysyl-tRNA synthetase 1 (gene kars1). Gene Ontology annotation, cellular component: cytosol; cytoplasm; mitochondrion. Gene Ontology annotation, biological process: diadenosine tetraphosphate biosynthetic process; positive regulation of macrophage activation; lysyl-tRNA aminoacylation. Gene Ontology annotation, molecular function: ATP binding; ATP:ADP adenylyltransferase activity; lysine-tRNA ligase activity. The record is from RefSeq and is a predicted model, not a curated record. NCBI's taxonomy places the organism in Eukaryota, Metazoa, Chordata, Actinopteri, Clupeiformes, Clupeidae.
UGCGUGCCGACGUUUCCGUCUAUCUCGAUUGGUCGACACGCACGCAGCUAGUCUCAGAAGAUGGCGGAUGCGGUGGCUGCAGAUGGAGAGAAACUCAGCAAAAAGUCUGGGCACUGACCUGUCGCAGUAACUGUAGAACUGCCCCAUACCAUGCUGACACUGGUCAGAGUGGCCGGGCGGCAGGUGUGCCAAGCCCUUGGGGUCAAGGCACUGAUGCCAAAGCUUGCUUGCCCCAAUCCAGCAGCCGUUCCUGCGCUAAUUCAGGGACAUCGCUGGCGAGGUGACAAGAGUGAGCUGAAAAGGCGCAUGAAAGCUGAUAAGAAGGCAUCAGAGAAAGAGGCCAAGGUCAAGGAGCAGCUUGACCAGAAGAAGCCCAAUGACAAGCCUGAGCAGAAUGACUAUGGGGCUGAUGAGGAAACUCUGGACCCCAAUCAAUACUUCAAGAUUCGUACACAAGCUAUCCAAGCACUGAAGGGCACGUCGGAGGAUCCCUACCCCCAUAAGUAUCAGGUGGACCUGUCACUCUCAGAGUUUCUUGAGAAGUACAACCACCUAGAGCCAGGGGACCAACUAAAGGAUGUCCUCAGUGUGGCAGGUCGUGUUCAUGCUAAGAGGGCAUCAGGUGCCAAGUUGCUGUUCUAUGACCUACGAGGGGAAGGUGUGAAACUGCAAGUCAUGGCAAAUAACAGGAAUUACAAAUCAGAGGAAGAGUUUGUGCAUAUCAAUAACAAGUUGAGACGAGGUGAUAUUGUUGGAGUUCGUGGUAACCCUGGAAAGACAAAGAAAGGAGAGCUUAGCAUUAUUCCCAUUGAGAUGACCCUUCUGUCCCCAUGUCUACAUAUGCUGCCCCAUCUCCACUUUGGGCUCAAGGACAAGGAAACAAGGUUCCGUCAGCGAUACUUGGAUCUGAUUCUGAAUGACCCUGUUAGGCAAAAGUUUGUGACGCGGGCAAAAAUCAUCACUUACCUGCGUAGUUUCUUGGACCAGCUUGGCUUUUUGGAGAUUGAGACUCCCAUGAUGAACCUCAUCCCUGGUGGGGCAGUUGCACGGCCUUUCGUUACCCACCACAAUGACUUGGACAUGAACCUGUACAUGAGAAUUGCCCCAGAGUUGUACCAUAAGAUGUUGGUGGUUGGCGGUAUUGAUAGAGUGUAUGAGGUUGGCCGGCAGUUCAGGAAUGAAGGCAUCGACCUGACUCACAACCCAGAGUUCACUACAUGCGAAUUCUACAUGGCCUAUGCUGAUUACCAUGACCUCAUGGACAUCACAGAGAAGCUGCUUUCAGGAAUGGUGAAGCACAUCACUGGUGGCUACAAGGUGACCUACCAUCCUGAUGGGCCAGAUGGGCAGGCGUAUGAGAUCGACUUCACCCCGCCCUUCAGAAGGGUCAGUAUGGUGUACGACCUGGAGAAAGCCAUGGGUGUUAAGUUCCCUCCCCCGGACACAUAUGACAGCAAUGAGACUCGUAAGUUCUUCGAUGACCUCUGCACCCAGAAGGGAGUGGAGUGCUCUGCUCCUAGAACCACGGCCCGUCUCUUAGACAAGAUGGUGGGAGACUACUUGGAAGUAACAUGCAUCAAUCCCACUUUCAUCUGUGACCAUCCACAGAUCAUGAGUCCGCUGGCCAAGUGGCACCGAUCGCAGAAAGGACUGACUGAGCGCUUCGAGCUCUUCGUCAUGAAAAAGGAGAUCUGUAAUGCGUACACAGAGUUGAAUGACCCCGUCAGACAGAGGGAACUCUUUGAGCAACAGGCUAUGGCAAAGGCGGAGGGUGACGACGAAUCCAUGUCCAUUGACGAGACGUUCUGCACUGCUCUGGAGUACGGCUUGCCUCCCACGGCAGGCUGGGGAAUGGGCAUUGACCGAGUCACCAUGUUCCUGACUGACUCCAACAAUAUAAAGGAGGUCCUUCUGUUCCCUGCCAUGAAGCCUGAUGACAAUAAGCCUGCCCCAACAGCAGAGGGCACCUCAGUGUAACCCAGAGGAGUUUUUACCUUCACUUGCCAAAGGAAAGACACCGGCAACGGUGUCCAGAUCAGACAUAGGAGAGGAAUUGUAUUGCUACCACAAAUGGCUUUGAUGGGCAUCUAAUGUUAAGUGGGUGUAAAGGCUUAAUGUCCAAGGUGUUUUGGUCUCGGUAUACUUAAGGGAGCUCAUGUGUGUGUUUUUUUUGGCUGUGUCCUGUCUGCAGUAAUGGAGAUAGACAGGACUUCCUGUUGAUUAAGUAGGCCACCUGCUUUUCAGAAUCAUUUCUAGGUGGUGUGGAGGUGGCCACUGAUUUUUUAUUGGUGUCCCUCUGGUUUUACAGUCUGUCUAUUUUUUAAUUAUCAAGUGAAACAAAUACAUCAAUCAUUUACAGACAUGUUGACACAGGAAUUAAAGAAACUUUAAAAGUA